GUUACCUCGACUCGUGUUGACUGAAAAAAUAUUAAAGACACGCUUCCAAUCGGACACUUUCACUGAUGCGAUUUGUCGCUUUAUGUGGUAGAGUUUAAUGAGAUAAUAGCGUUGCAGUGUUCUAGUAUACAGUUUCAGAUUUGUGCUGCCAGGCAUUGUUUUUCUAAAAAGCUUUGCUAUACAGGCUUUACAAGAGUUGGUGACGCUUUCGUUGUGGGAGAAGGUUUUUGUUGACUACAUUGGGAAUUUGCCGCGAGCAACUUGGAAUUAGUGUCACUGGUUUUGGACAUGGUUCCCAACACGACAAGCAUCCUCAGGAAAUGUUUUUCCUGGAUUUUCUGGGCUCUUUUGACUGUCGUGACAGUUCAAGCUAGCAACGGUUAUCCAGGUUUGCGCGUGCGCUGUAAGGCAGAUUACAUGGAAUUGACUUUAAUACGAAAGCACUAUGCAAAGAUCGACCCAGCCACUCUCCGCCUCACAGACGGCAGUUGUGGUCCUCAUUUUCACAACAGCUCCAUUAUGGUGAUCAGAGCACCUCUGGGUGGGUGUGGCACCAAGGCCGGUCCAGAGGGCAGAUUACUUGGGUUUCGCAACGAAGUGUACGCGGAUCUCAAAGGUAGAUCUUCCAUCGCACGAGAACCUGCUUACCAGUUUCGCCUGCAUUGCUUAUACUACACAACUGCUAAAAUAAUGUUACAUUCCUUCAAACCUGACGCAAAAGUCAUUGUUGAACCACCAACAGAAUUUGGGAACCUCAUGUUUGAAACCAACAUGUUCCAAACAGACAAAUACAUCAGCCAGUAUACUCAGUUCCCAGUGAAGGUGCAUGUCAGUGAAAGUGUUUAUCUGCAAGUGAGAGUGAAAUCCAAUGCGUCAGGCUUGUCCAUGCUUCUCGAAAACUGCUGGGCAACACCAACGCCGAAUGCUAACGCGAACGACUCAGAAGUCUACUGGCUGAUAAAGGAAGGUUGCCCUGAGACAAACUACUUAAACUACAAAGCAUCGGAUUCAGUUUAUCAGCGGUUCAGUUUUGAAGCAUUUAAAAUGGAGGAGUCUGAGGUGGUAUAUCUUCACUGUGAAGUGCUCGUCUGCGCUCAUAACUCCGUGAACAAAACGCGUUGUGCCGAAGGUUGCACCAAAGACUCUGGCAGUAGUAGAAGACGGCGGGAUGAAACGAAUCGAGAUCAGCGCAAGGGAGUUACUUCUUUGGGUCCGUUGAAGAUCCUUACCGACAGACUUGAAGUUCAACCACCGCAAAAAGACGAGACUCGUUCCCAAUCCACGCAAGUUACACUUGAGAUCCGAGCAGUGCUACUGUCGUUCUUCUUGGCGUUCCUUUCGCUGAUGUAAUCAACUGUGAAUCACUCAUCACCGCCAAUCAUAGUUGGAGUCGUGAAAGUAAGAUGACUGACAAUAACUCGCGCCAAAUUUUAUAAAGCAAGGAAAGAAUUUAGAAAAGAUACGGCAGAUUGGUACUGUGGUACUGUUUUGUAGGAAGUUAAACUAAAACAAAAUCAGGGAUGGUAGUUACAUAAAAUAAUUAUAGUGUGAGGUAAGAGGGAGAGUGAUUAUAACGUGAUAUGAGGAGAUGAGAGUGUAAAUAAGAGUCAGAUUAACACUUAGAAAUUUAGAAACGAAGAGAGAGAGAGAGAAAAAAAGAUCUUCCUUAGGAACUGUUCAUUAUUUAUCGCCAGGUGGGGGAUGGGGGUCGGGAUGUUUUGAUUGUCUCAAGAUAAAAUUUACUUGAUCCCUCCAUAGGGCCCCUGCAAUAUUCUUAUGAUUCCCCAAUUCCCCAACCCCCUUUCCUCAUUGAAGGUCAAUUGGCAGUCAAUUAUCUAUAGUCCCACAUUUAUACUCUUAUUGGCGACAACUCAACCCCCUCUGUUCCCCGUGAAAACCAUGUCACACUCUCCCCCCAAAAAAAAAUAAUCUUCUGCCCCUCCCCUCGCUUAGGCGAUAGAUGAAUGUCGGUGAAUUAUGCCUACCAGUAAAAGUUCACUCAGAAAGUAACAAAGGAAAGAAAUUCGGCUGGAGGUUACGAAGGUAAAACAGUUCGUCCCUCAAUAGGAACGUUUGGUAUUUAUCGUCAAUCAAUGUGUAUUUAGCCUCAAAACUAGGUAGCAAAUUAUUUAAAACAAUUUUAAGAAGUACGAAGAAUUUAAUGAUGAUUCAAGUUUUGCGCCGCUGUAGUAAUUUACUUCUGUCGAAGUUUAGAAACGUAGAUAUUUUUUUUCUCGAAAAAUAUUUAUCAAAGGUUGU
Molecule: messenger RNA, 2259 nt
Organism: Stylophora pistillata
Lineage: Eukaryota; Metazoa; Cnidaria; Anthozoa; Scleractinia; Pocilloporidae
Product: ZP domain-containing protein
Source: RefSeq, a predicted model, not a curated record